This is a messenger RNA of Lizanozyma spartinae, 2301 nucleotides long. It is a transcript of the gene NUP85, whose product is annotated as Nup85p. Gene Ontology annotation, molecular function: structural constituent of nuclear pore. The transcript is spliced from 2 exons. Gene Ontology annotation, cellular component: nuclear pore outer ring. Bases 1 to 2301 code for a protein of 766 amino acids. Gene Ontology annotation, biological process: mRNA export from nucleus; protein import into nucleus; positive regulation of DNA-templated transcription. The record is from RefSeq and is a predicted model, not a curated record. NCBI's taxonomy places the organism in Eukaryota, Fungi, Ascomycota, Pichiomycetes, Serinales, Debaryomycetaceae.
AUGUCUAUAUAUCCAUAUACGAUUCGGUACACACACGACUUUGUUGAGCCAGCCAAUGGGAGCUUUGCAGACAUUGAGAUGCUUGAGAUCCCAGAUGACGCAAGCAGCGUAUCAUCGAUGACCGAAGGAGUCUCUUCUUCUGAAGCAUCAACGAAUGAGUUUGAGUUAUUCCAUUCGUUUAUUCCACAAGUUGAUCUUAAUGAAUGGCUUGACUCUGAAGAUGCUCUGCUAGACUAUGAGUUCCAGGAUUCUAUUUAUACACGGAGCUUAGAGCCUUUGAACAAGUUUUCAGAAGCAUAUAUUGAAUAUGUCAAUCUGCAAUAUAAAAUCUUAGAUCAAAUGUCACAGUUUUCCCUUUUACCCACAGAUGAUCCCGACCAACAAGAUGAACCAAUGGGAGUUGUUUUAGCCACUUACAAUAAGAAGGCUACAGACAAUUUUACAGAUGAUUCUCCAACUAUAGAUGAUGCCUUCACCAAGUUCACCCAUAAUGUAAAGGAUUUUAUUGGUGCCAAUGAAGAUGUUGACGUGGACAUCGAUAGAUUCUGUUGCAUUGGCAGCAUUUUAGACUGUUUGCGAGCCAAUUACUUUUAUACUGAUACAGCACUCAAACCAACUUUGAUUUCCAAUUGGGUCAAUUGGUAUGACGAACAACCAGAUCAAGAUAUCGCCGAUGAAGUUGUUAUCAAUACUCCAAAACCAUAUUUACAUCCUCUUUUUUGGAGCAAGUAUCUUGCAAAGCUUUUGGUUCGUGGAUUGACUCCACAAGCCGUGGAAGCCUUGAACCAAUCAUUGGUAGAGGAAACCAAAGAUUCAGAUCCAGUAUUCUAUCAAGUUGUGGUUGAUUUUAAAGUACUUUUAGAAACCUAUUCCACUUUAGCAUUGAAAGGAGAAUUCACCAAGUGGAAGUAUCUGUGCAGUGAGUUUAGAGAUAUGAUCCCGAAAUUGAAAAGUGAAAUCAAAGAGAAGACAAAUAGUGAUUUAUUGGAUCAAAUAUUAGAUCUUUUAAGAGUCAUUACUGGGUUUUCAAUCACUAUUGAAAAAUACUGUGAAAAUUGGUACGAGUAUUAUCUUUGCUUAAGCUUAUACAAGAUUAGAGAUGAUGAACUGAUAUACAAAGAGUACUAUGAGGAAGCAAUUCAAAGAUUCCCACCCAGUGUUUUGGAUCCUUUAGAUUAUUCAUCUGUUUCUGAAAAUUGUUUCAGUGAUAUCUUGAGUGGGAACAUGAUUAAAGUAUUAAAUACCAUUAAUCGAUUAGACCCCACUACUACGGCAUAUGUUUCAAGAUUUCUUGAGAUAAAGGGGUUACUUCAACCUUAUUAUUCACCAUUAAAAACCAUUACAAACGCCGAUAAAACCAUCAGCGAAUAUUUCUUAAGUUGUCAUGCUUAUGAUUGUCUCAGUGUUCAAGGACUUUAUCCCGUAGGAUUUGGAAUAUUAUUGAAUCAUAAUAUUUUCAAGAACGAAGAGCGAAGAUACCAGAACGAACAAACGAUUGCAUCUGUUUUAACCAAAUUAGAUUUCAAAACCAACGACGAUUUGGAAUGGGCAUUAACUGUGUGUGCCAAGUUACAUUUAAGAUCAACAGCCAAACAUAUUUAUUUGAAAUAUGGUAAGAAAUCUCUUGAAGAUGGAUUCAUUUUCGAGAGUUUGAACAUGUUUGUUAAAUGCUAUGAUCCUUAUGAUAUGAAGAACGUUGAAGGGAUAAAAGAGAUCCACACCAUUGUAUGGGAUUUAAUAUUCCAAGACAGUUUAUUAAACAAUAGACCCGUUAAAGAUGAAUUGAUUAAUAAUGUGGUUAAGCAUGAAGCUGAAUUUGAAAUCCAUCCUAUUAUCAAUCAAUGCAUAUCACCUUAUGGAGUGUUAUAUGAAUUUUUCAAUAGUUUCCAAGGUACGUUAUAUGGUGAAAAUUAUAGUGUUAAGCAUAAAUUGUCGAGGUUAAUUCAUUUAUUGAAGUUUCAAUUCAUGCCCAAAAAGUUUAUACCACUUUUAUUAGCUCAAACUCUACCAUUUUUCAUUGAUAAAAGGUAUCAGUUUGAACUUCCAGAUUUGGUAAUCAUAAUUGAACUUAUUGAUACCUUUGACCUCAGUGCUAGUGCAUUGGAAAAGUCUCAAGGUGAAGAGUUGUAUCUCUAUUCAAUUGAUAACAUUGAAUCAGAUACCGAGCCAUAUGAUUGGAGAACCAUAUUGAGGAGUCAACAGAUUGAAAUACCGAAGACUUUAAAAGAGUUUAUUAUCUUAUUAAGAAACUAUAUUACUGUUCAUGUUGGAGAGAAUUUCAUAACCAAUAGAUUUGUAUAA